Molecule: messenger RNA, 1845 nt
Organism: Lingula anatina
Lineage: Eukaryota; Metazoa; Brachiopoda; Lingulata; Lingulida; Lingulidae
Source: RefSeq, a predicted model, not a curated record
AAGUUGCAUGAACGCGCCGCCACACACGGAAGGAUUAUAUGGAUAAUAAUGGCUGUAACGUCCUCACCGACUUCGAACUCUAAGGAGGUCAUUCGCCAACUACACGGCAUUGAAAACACCCUCGCCGUUCUGCACGAAAAUGGCACCUUCACGAUCGUUUUCACGUCCUGGAUUAAAACAAAAUUGCUCUUAACCACUGACCAAUGGGGACAAUGCAUGGAGCGACUGCUGGAAGACAUCCCACAUCUUCGAAUGACCAUAGCUUGGCAAGACGGCCAGAGACAUUUCAAGUACGUGGACGACCCUCGAGCAGACUUCGAGGUUCUGGAUGCAACAUCUUGCGAUGAGUGGAAAACAGUUCACGAGCACAUGACGCUUGUGACUUUUUACGACGCUGAUAAACCCUUGUGGAGAGUAAAGAUUCUGCGCAUGCCCAAAGGAAGCACGGGUGCGGAACAAGACGAGUGUACCCUCAGCGGGGACACAUGGUUCACUAGCGUAGUCAUUUUUGCGCUACAUCACUCUAUCAUCGACGGUAAAUCUGAUUUUCUCCUAUUAGGAAGAUUACUUCGAAUCCUUAAUGCAGUGAUCUCAGAUGCCCCGGCCCGUGAUGGUGGUGAUGCCGUGAUGCUCCUGCCUCCUUUAGAAAACCUCUUGCCGAAAAAUAAAAUGACAUUCACUUGGUUCGACUAUUUUCAAGUGGCAAAAAUGAAAUAUAAAGGCUGGUUCCCAAACAAAAGUUUAUUUACAAAACGGUUCCCAAAAAUGUCUGCACCAGGUGAAAGCUGUACAAAAACAGUGGUGGUUGAAUUUUCAAUUCCUGAAACGGAGAGGAUCAUAGCACAAUGCAAAGACCGCGGGGUAACUGUGCACGGUGUCCUCGUUGCCGCUGCCUCGGUAGCCAUAGCCAAGCUCAUAAAUGAAGGGAGACCCCCCAAGGUAGUGAACAUCGCCUCAGUCCACGCUGUCAAUAUGCGGCGAUUUCUCUCUCCAGAACUGAGCACUGCUUUCGGGUCUUUGUCGCACAGCCUUUCUAUCUCAUUGAGGACCCCAACAGCUGUCAGCUUCGAUGCGUUCUGGGACCUUGCCAAGGAAUCGACCGGUCUCAUCCACGCCCAGCUUGAUAAUGGUGAUGUCGUACAAUCUUUGAAAGUAUGUAACUACGUGUAUGGUAUAGAAAAGAAAAAACGCCCGUUGUCACCUCCGGAGUGCACAGUUGAAUUCUGCACUUCCAACAUCGGCGACUGUGACAAGCUGUGCCCCCCUGGGAGGGAGGAGGCCAGAGCUCACGCGACGAGUGUCAUCACAUCUGAUUCACUGCACAAUUGCAAUAUUCCGUUCUGUCACUUCCUGCACAAAUUCCGCGGUCGCUUCUGUUACAAUCUUGACUACGCAACGAACAGGGCAACCGAUCUACACGCCCAGAGAUACGCUGAGUUGACCGUAGAACUGAUGAAGAUGGCUGCGGGAGAAGAGGAAACAUCUAAAGAUGAACUACGAUAAACAGUGUAUUGUGAUUGCAGACUGUUGAAAUAAAGGCCAUUUGCAUUGUAAACUAUGAUAUUAAAAGUUAAUAAAUACAAUAAUACAAGGAAUACUUUCAGCUGACUGUUUUAUGCUAAAACCUGUAUUGUUUAAUCCGCGCGUGCAUCGACGGAAUGUAGAAGGCUUUCUCAUCCAAGACUGGACCUACUGUUUCAAAAUUACGUACAUGUUUUGUGAGGUAAUUAAGAGAACAACGGGACGGUUCAUAUUCGAACUUAGGAGGCAGGUAUUGUUUUCAGCGCACCCUUGUGUUUGACAGACGUCUUUGCCACAUUUUGACUCGUUGUUUUAUCAAAUGUG